This is a messenger RNA of Bradysia coprophila, 1717 nucleotides long. RefSeq names its product luciferin 4-monooxygenase-like. Gene Ontology annotation, molecular function: CoA-ligase activity. NCBI's taxonomy places the organism in Eukaryota, Metazoa, Arthropoda, Insecta, Diptera, Sciaridae. The record is from RefSeq and is a predicted model, not a curated record.
AAGCACUAUCUCAAUCUUAAGUAACUUCAAUCGAAGUCAUGCUGGAAAAGUUACGAAUUUAUUGCGGUACAACUGGUCUGCGAAAAUGCCUUCCAAUUUCGAUGGGAUCUUAUACGGUGGAUCUGUAUUGGAAAGUCUCGAAAAUGCAAAAUCAUUUGGCGAAUUCUGUUACAAUCGUUUAAAGCGACAUGGCCAAAAUGUACUCUACAUUAAUGGUGACACAUCAGAAAGAGUCACAGCAUCACAGCUGUUACUGGGUAGUAUUCGUGUAGCUGAAUGUCUCCAAAACUAUGGAAUACAAGCCGGAGACAGUGUGGCCAUAUGUUGUGAAAAUCGGUUUGAGGUUCCAUACAUUAUGUUCGCUGUGUUCUUCAUUGGUGCAACGUAUGUGCCACUGAAUCCAACUUAUACAGAGAGAGAACUGUUACACGUAUGUGGUUUCUCUCAUCCCAAAAUUAUUUUUGCGUCCCAUCAAACAAUUAGCAAAGUAAAGCAGGUCAUCAAAGAGACUAAGUCGGUUAAAAAAGUGUUUGUUUUCGGUCAUAAAAUUGUUGGAAGUAACUUCGAUACUUUCAAUACUUUCGUUCAAAAUAAACUAGCACCAACAAAUGUGGACUUUGUUUGCCCACCGCAGAACAUGAUGGAGAAUAUUGCACUUGUUUUCUGUUCAUCUGGGACAACUGGCGUUCCAAAGGGUGUCCAAAUCACACAAUACAAUGUUUGGUUUUCAAUUUCGGACAGCAUUAUCGAUGUCGAGCCCAACGAAUGCUUCCUAUCUGUAUCGCCAUGGACGCAUAUAUUUGGUUGCUAUUCUCUCACUCGAACCGCAGUUCAUUGCAGGCUAACUGUUUACCUGCCAAAAUUCGAAGAAAAAAAAUAUCUGAAAUGCAUUGAGACUCACAAGGUGACAAUACUGAUUGUGGUGCCUCCAAUAAUGGUCCUACUGUCGAAGACAUCGCUUCUCGAUAAAUAUGAUAUGUCGAGUGUUAAAUAUGCGGUCUCAUCGGCGGCUCCACUCAACAAAGAAACUGUCGAAGCUGUUCGGAAGCGCCUGCCACAGCUAUUAACGCGACAAGUGUAUGGAAUGAGUGAGGCUGGAACUUUCUGUGUGCAAACUGUUAAUCAUUGUAAGCCGGGUAGUGUAGGUGUGCUUCGUACAGGUGUCUAUGGGAAAGUUACAGACACGGAGACGGGUAAAGUUCUCGGUCCGAAUUCAUCUGGCGAGCUGCUUUUUAAAAGUGCUGGAGUAAUGAAGGGAUAUGUCGGUGAUAGUGACGCCACGAAAGCUAGUUUCGAUCAUGAUGGCUGGCUGCAUACUGGAGACGUCGGAUUUUAUGACAACGAUGGGGAAUACUUCAUUGUGGAUCGUUUGAAGGAAUUGAUUAAAUACAAUGCGUUCCAAGUGCCUCCUGCAGAACUUGAAGCGCUGAUUUUAACACAUCCAAAUGUGAAAGACGUUGGCGUUAUCGGUGUUCCAGAUGAAGCUGCUGGUGAGCUACCGAUGGCAUUUGUUGUCAAGCAAGGAGAUUGUACCGAAAAAGACAUUAUCGACUUUGUUGCCUCCCGGACAUCUGCAGCCAAAAGACUUCGGGGAGGAGUAAAAUUUAUUGCGGAGAUUCCGAAAAAUCCGACUGGAAAAAUAUUGCGACGUGUUCUAAGAGAUUUAAUCAAAACUCAAAGAUCGAAAUUGUAAAAUAAAAAAUUGAUUGCAGUGAAA